This is a messenger RNA of Rotaria sp. Silwood1, 1665 nucleotides long. Lineage: Eukaryota; Metazoa; Rotifera; Eurotatoria; Philodinida; Philodinidae. The record is from the annotation of a GenBank genome assembly.
AUGCAUUUGAAAACGAAGUCUAAACAGCGCCGUUCGAUUCAUAAAUGGUAUGAAGGUUUUCAACUAACAAUCAGUAGACAUAUUCAUACAUUGGGUAAUUUUAUUUACAAUCAAGAACAUCAUGAAAUAUUUGGACGUGAUGGAAAACGAUGGAGCAAAUUAGCUGCUUUCUAUUUUUGUUUCUAUGUUGUCCUUGGUGGUUUUUUUUGUUUGUAUUUAUCUAUAUUUAUGUCACUUCUACCAUUAAAUCAACCAAGAUAUAUAGGCAAGGAUAGUCGAUUAACGUCUCGUAAUAAUCCACUUUCACCAGGUGGACUAAGUUUUCGACCACAAGCUAGUAUUAAGCUAAAUGAUAUACAGACAUUAAUAAGUUUAUCAUCUAACGAUGAACAAAAUCAAAAAGAAUCGAUUCAUGAUAAUACUCAGAUUUAUAUUAAGAAUCUUGAUGAAUAUUUAAAAGUUUAUAACAAUACACGAAGCUCUAAGAAUUUCACUAUUCAUGAUGUAGGUGAUUGUAAUUCAAUUAAACAUUAUGGUUAUAGAAAUGGUAAACCAUGUAUAUUAAUAAAAAUAAACAAACUUAUCGGUUUUAUACCAGAGAUAGAUAGAACUGAUACUAAUAAUAAACAUGAAUCAGAGUGUAUUGGUAUCUCUAAUGUUCCAGUUCGAUGUAUGGGCGAGUAUCUCUUUGAUCAAGAAAUGCUUGGCGAUAUUGUAUAUUAUAGUGAAUCAGGUUCGAGUAAUGUAUGUGGUUCAAUUGAUAUCAAACAUUUUCCUUAUAAUGGUAAAGAAGAUCGAAAUGAUGCUUAUCAAACUCCAUAUGUAUGGGUACAAUUUAAAAAUAUAACACCAUAUGUAUUGAUAUCUGUUGAAUGUCGAAUAUUUGCUGCUAAUAUAUUUUAUGAUAAAGUUGCACAAAGAGGCAGUGCACAAUCUGAAACAAAAGAUGUACCAAAUGAAGCAGUAAAAGUCACUGAUGAACAACUUAUAAAUGAUUUUGAAGAUCGAUGUGCAAGUACAAAGUGUCGUGAUGGUGAAACAUGCAUAUUAAAUAAGGAUGGUGAUGCUGAAUGUGCUUGUCUUACACAAUGUGAAGAUCCAAAAGAUGAACGUUUAAUGGUAUGCACAAAAGCUAAUCAUACAUAUACAACGGAUUGUGAAUUCUAUCAAAUGCAAUGUUGGUGUCGUCGAAAUGAUGAACGAUGUACACGUCGAGAAGCUCUUACAGAUUCAAUUGAUUAUUUUGGACGAUGUCAACACCUUGGCAUUUGUACGGAAUUCGAAUUAGAAGUCUUUCCAAAACGCAUGACAACAUGGCUUGGAGAAAUUCUUGAUGCAUUGUUUGUUCGUAAAGAUCUUGAUGCUAAAUAUGAAGUAUUAGUUAGUGAAGCACGUAAAAUGAAAUUAUCAAACACAGAAAAAUGGUGGCGUAACGCUGUACUUUGGGAAUUUUGCGAACUUGAUCGUACACAUGAUAAUUCAGUGAAUAAUGAAGAAUUAGCUCGUUUUGUUCGCUCACUUAAAGUACUUGAACAUUGUAUUCAACCAUUUUUGAAUCAUUGCGAUAUGGACAAUGAUAAUAAAAUUUCAUCGGAUGAAUGGGGUACAUGUUUAGGUUUAGAUAAAGAUGAUAUGGUUUUCUUGAAGACAUUCUGUUCACAUUAA